Papilio xuthus (Asian swallowtail) is the source of this 2894-nucleotide messenger RNA. It is a transcript of the gene bowl, whose product is annotated as brother of odd with entrails limited. Gene Ontology annotation, cellular component: nucleus. Gene Ontology annotation, biological process: embryo development; regulation of transcription by RNA polymerase II; embryonic hindgut morphogenesis. The transcript is spliced from 3 exons. Lineage: Eukaryota; Metazoa; Arthropoda; Insecta; Lepidoptera; Papilionidae. The record is from RefSeq and is a predicted model, not a curated record. Gene Ontology annotation, molecular function: DNA-binding transcription factor activity, RNA polymerase II-specific; RNA polymerase II transcription regulatory region sequence-specific DNA binding. The coding region runs from base 437 to 2608 and encodes 723 amino acids.
CUCUCCCACCAAGCGCUCGCCGUGUGCGCACGCGCAGCCUCAAACGUAUAGUAUCAUUACAGUGAUAAAAAACAUUUGGUAUCAGUGGAUUUCAGUGUGUAUACGAACAUAGUGUUAUGUGCUUUCCCCUAGUGCCACGGCGUACAGGAAAGAGUCUGAUAACUUUAUAUAUUUUUAACCGCAGUGUCUAUUAACUGUUUAUGGCCUGUACAGUGCGUCUAUUGUUGUGUGCGCCUCCACUAAUCUCCUAUUCACCUGUUCGUGCCACUAGCUGCGGUUGGACUGUGAAAUGUGACAAAAAAUUGCAAAGAGCCUGGCAUUUUACGGUUCGGACCCUCGGUUUGUAAACUCAGUGGAUUAACUACCUGACUACUGGAGUGUGGACGCGACCGACGAUCGAUCGAACAACCCGUCGCCUUAUGAUUUUUCGAGCGCAAUGUCGGACAACGGUGGACCGGUUGUAUCUCGGGCGUCCACUCCGCGCCCUGCAGGUGACAGUCCUGUCACUGCCCCACUACGUUCUAGACAUGAUCAAUUUAUAGCUAGCUCAGCUGAAAGGACUCAACAACGACCGCCGUCCAGCGGUAGAAGUCAAAGCGGCAGCUACGAUGCUUCGAUACCCUAUCACCGGCAGAUAACGACUGGCUCGCUCCUCGCGUCAUCUCACCGCGAAUCCUCAGCCUUCGUUCCCGUCGUACCCACCAGAGCGAUGCACCCUGUAAUCUAUCCCAACGAAAUGCAUCCAGCUCUAAUGCCCUCGGAAAUAAUUGAACGCGAACGAAUGCUCGACAGAGAUAGAUCGGAGCCUGCAAAAGGUUCACCUGAUCGAAAUUCUGCCAACUUCACAAAAAGGAACUCUUUUGACCUUAUGGCUAUGAUGGUAGAAAAACGUAAAGAGGUAGCUUUACGUGAGGCGGCAGCAGCGAUGCUGUUACCCCAUCACAGAACGCCGUCGAUAGACGGAAUGAUAUCAGACAGUUCAUCUCAACCGCCUAUAUACGGACCACCCGGUGCUUUCCUUGGCGCGCCAGGACCUUCACCGACAGCCGCGAACACUUUCACAUUCCCCGGCGCAGGGCUAUUCCCGCCCGGAGCGGGCCCGCACCAGAUGCAUCCGCAUAUAGACAGGCGGCUCCUGAGAGCGCCUGGCAGAGCCUCCAGACCGAAGAAACAGUUCAUUUGCAAAUUCUGUAACCGACAAUUCACCAAAUCCUACAAUCUUCUGAUCCACGAGAGGACUCAUACGGACGAGCGACCCUAUUCAUGCGACAUCUGUGGCAAGGCGUUCCGAAGGCAAGAUCAUUUACGAGAUCACAGGUACAUUCACUCAAAAGAAAAACCAUUCAAAUGUACAGAAUGCGGAAAAGGUUUCUGCCAAUCCCGUACAUUGGCCGUCCACAAGAUACUUCACAUGGAAGAAUCUCCGCAUAAAUGUCCAGUAUGCAGCCGGAGUUUUAAUCAACGAUCAAAUCUUAAAACACAUUUACUCACUCACACGGAUCACAAGCCUUAUGAAUGUAAUUCUUGCGGAAAAGUCUUCAGAAGGAAUUGCGACUUACGACGGCACGCUUUGACACACGCUGUCGGCGAUGUGCCUCCUGGAGAUGUACUAGAUGUCGGCGAGGAAGACAUAGGACGCCCGGGAUCACCGAUUGAACCGGGAUACGACGAUGAAGAUCCUGAAUUAUCUUCACCAGAACACUCACCAGUUAGGAGAGCACGAUCAUCAUCGAUUGAAAGUGUUGGAAGAGAGCAAAGUGAAGAGAGGCCGAGGCGGACAUCACCAUCACCCGUAGAACGUACGCAUUGUCAUCAUAACGAACCUAGAGAUAGGGCCAGCCCUUAUACAAUGCGCCCGCAGUAUAUGGAGAAGCACAAACUUGCAACAUCAGAUUUAUAUGAAAAGCGAAGAUACACUUCUGAAGAAAUAAUAGAAAAAGAGAUGCGUUACACAGAUAUACUAGAUCAGCAAGUAAGACAUCCUCAAUUACAGAUUCGAAGAGAUUUACAUCAAGUGCAGCCACCGGAUCCUUCUAAAAUUGGACACAUUACCAGUCCGCCAAUGGAUCCAGGGCCUUCUGGAAUGUAUUUGAGUUCCUUCAGAAAAAGAACGCAUGCUCCUGAUAUAGGUGAUAAUAUAAGAACCUGUGCAUCUGUAUAUCGAAGUCGAUCUCCUGAACCUACAAAUCUCACAAUGCCUCGACCACCGAUUGGUAAUGGCGACGUCGUAGUGGCAAUGCCUCCAACAAUUAUGGGAAUGCAAACGUACCAUAAAUUUGGUCUCCCAAUGCCUCCCCCUCAUCCUCAAAUACCUUAUGGAUCUGUUCCGCAUACAGUAUUAGGGCCCCAGCAAACUGUUGCUCAAGAUUUGAUUGUAAAACAUGCUCCGCCCAAAGACUCUGUACCAAGCACAUCGACAAGUGUUACUAAUUGCAAAGAACUGCUGCCUCCGCAGCCGAAAGAGUCAGAAGAAACAUGCUCAAGUGCCAUUGCUAAUGGUAUCAAGAAUAUAGUUGGAAUACAACCACCGACAAAUCCGAAGCCAGGAACAAGUAACUCAAGUGGUCCUAAAAAAGGUUUUAGUAUAGAAGAUAUAAUGAGACGUUAAUUUUAUGAGUUAUCUUUUCAACUAUGUUAUUAGAAGAUUUUGUAAAUAAAUUAUUAUUUUGUAUUAUUUGUUGUAAGCUAUUUUUAAUUUGAAAGUAUUACUAGGUCAAGUUUAUACGUAAAACAUUACUAGGGGUACGUUUGUCCGUAAGAGCUAUAAGAAUUUGGUUUUCGUGAAGAUCUCAUAAGGUUUGUUUGUGCAGUGUUUUAUUUACCUCUAAAUUUUAAAAGUUAGUUAUCAAAAUUUUAGGCCAUACAUAAUUUUAUUUCGUGUGUUUAUUUUUAAU